GGAAAGGGCGGGAGGGCCCAGGAGCCCGGCGGGGGGGGUUCAAGGGGGUACGGAAAAGCCGGGGAGGGGACUCGGUCCGGGGCCGGAGACCGACGGCAACAGCGGCUCAGGACCCACGCUGCCCCCACCCCUCCCGAGCAGGCGCCCCCAUGGCCCGACCCCGCUGAUUCCUUCACUCGGCCAUGCUCCCGCGGCCCCUGCGGCUGCUUUUGGACACGAGCCCCCCCGGGGGAGUCGUACUGAGCAGCUUCCGAAGCCGGGACCCCGAAGAGGGUGGGGGCCCAGGUGGCCUGGUCGUGGGCGGGGGGCAGGAGGAAGAGGAGGAGGAAGAAGAAGAGGCCCCUGUGUCCGUCUGGGAUGAGGAGGAGGAUGGUGCCGUGUUUACUGUCACAAGCCGCCAAUAUCGACCUCUUGAUCCCUUGGUCCCUAUGCCUCCCCCACGUUCCUCCCGACGUCUCCGAGCUGGCACUCUGGAGGCCCUGGUCAGACACCUACUGGAUACCCGGACAUCAGGGACUGAUGUGACCUUCAUGUCAGCCUUCCUGGCCACCCACCGGGCCUUCACCUCCACGCCUGCCUUGCUAGGGCUUAUGGCUGACAGGCUGGAAGCCCUUGAAUCUCAUCCUACCGACGAACUAGAGAGGACAACAGAGGUAGCCAUCUCUGUACUGUCAACCUGGCUGGCCUCUCACCCUGAGGAUUUUGGCUCUGAGGCCAAGGGUCAGCUUGACCGGCUUGAGAGCUUCUUACUUCAGACAGGGUAUGCAGCAGGGAAGGGUGUUGGGGGGGGCAGCGCUGACCUCAUCCGCAACCUCCGGUCCCGGGUGGACCCCCAGGCCCCCGACCUUCCUAAGCCCCUGGCCCUCCCCGGCGAUCCCCCUGCUGACCCCACGGAUGUCCUGGUGUUCCUCGCUGACCACUUGGCCGAACAGCUGACCCUGCUAGAUGCGGAGCUUUUUCUCAAUUUGAUCCCCUCUCAGUGCCUGGGAGGCCUGUGGGGUCACAGAGACCGGCCAGGACAUUCUCACCUCUGUCCAUCUGUCCGAGCUACUGUCACACAGUUCAACAAGGUGGCAGGGGCAGUGGUUAGUUCUGUCCUGGGGGCUACUUCCACUGGAGAGGGACCUGGGGAGGUGACCAUACGGCCACUCCGUCCCCCUCAGAGGGCCCGGCUCCUGGAGAAGUGGAUCCGCGUGGCAGAGGAGUGCCGGCUGCUCCGAAACUUCUCUUCAGUUUAUGCCGUGGUGUCAGCCCUGCAGUCCAGCCCCAUCCACAGGCUUCGGGCAGCCUGGGGGGAAGCAACCAGGGACAGCCUCAGAGUCUUUUCCAGUCUCUGCCAGAUUUUCUCCGAGGAGGAUAAUUAUUCCCAGAGUCGGGAGCUGCUCGUGCAGGAGGUGAAGCUGCAGUCUCCUCUGGAGCCACACUCCAAGAAGGCCCCGAGGUCUGGCUCCCGGGGUGGGGGUGUGGUCCCAUACCUUGGCACCUUCCUGAAGGACCUUGUGAUGCUGGAUGCAGCCUCCAAGGAUGAGUUGGAGAAUGGAUACAUCAAUUUUGACAAGCGGAGGAAGGAGUUUGCAGUCCUUUCUGAGUUGCGACGGCUCCAGAAUGAAUGUCGUGGCUAUAACCUCCAACCUGACCAUGAUAUCCAGAGGUGGCUACAGGGGCUCCGGCCACUGACAGAGGCUCAGAGCCAUCGUGUAUCCUGUGAGGUGGAGCCACCUGGUUCCAGUGACCCUCCUGCCCCACGGGUGCUUCGGCCAACACUGGUCAUCUCGCAGUGGACAGAGGUUCUGGGCUCUGUUGGGGUCCCUACCCCACUUGUGUCCUGUGACCGGCCCAGUAUCGGGGGAGAUGAGGCGCCUACAACUCCUGCUCCUCUGCUGACUCGGCUGGCCCAGCACAUGAAGUGGCCAUCUGUCUCGUCACUAGACUCUGCCCUGGAAAGCAGUCCAUCCCUGCACAGUCCAGCUGACCCCAGCCACCUCUCCCCACCAGCCUCCUCCCCUAGGCCUUCUCGAGGUCACCGCCGCUCAGCCUCCUGUGGCUCCCCGCUGAGUGGGGGUGCAGAAGAGGCCUCCGGGGGGACUGGAUAUGGGGGAGGGGGAUCUGGGCCAGGGGCCUCUGAUUGCCGCAUCAUCCGAGUCCAGAUGGAGCUGGGGGAAGAUGGCAGUGUCUAUAAGAGCAUUUUGGUGACAAGCCAGGACAAGGCUCCAAGUGUCAUCAGUCGUGUCCUUAAGAAAAACAAUCGUGACUCUGCAGUGGCUUCAGAGUAUGAGCUGGUACAGCUGCUACCAGGGGAGCGAGAGCUGACUAUCCCAGCCUCGGCUAACGUAUUCUACGCCAUGGAUGGAGCUUCACAUGAUUUCCUCCUGCGGCAGCGGCGAAGGUCCUCUACUGCUACACCUGGCGUCACCAGUGGCCCGUCUGCCUCAGGAACUCCUCCGAGUGAGGGAGGAGGGGGCUCCUUUCCCAGGAUCAAGGCCACAGGGAGGAAGAUUGCACGGGCACUGUUCUGAGGAGGAAGCCCCGUUGGCUUACAGAAGUCAUGGUGUUCAUACCAGAUGUGGGUAGCCAUCCUGAAUGGUGGCAGUUAUAUCACAUUGAGACAGAAAUUCAGAAAGGUAGCCAGCCACCCUGGGGCAGUGAAGUGCCACUGGUUUACCAGACAGCUGAGAAAUCCAGCCCUGUGGGAACUGGUGUCUUGUAACCAGGUUGGAUACCUGUGUGUAGCUUCCCAUCUUCCAUGAGUGCAGCACACAGGUAGUGCUGGAAAAACGCAUCAGUUUCUGAUUCUUGGCCAUAUCUUAACAUGCAAGGGCCAAGCAAAGGCCUCAAGGUUCUGAGCCCCAGGGCAGAGGGGAAUGGCAAAAAGUAGGUCCUCGCAAGAGCUCUUCUUCCCACUCUGGGGGUUUCUAUCACUGUGACAACACUAAGAUAAUAAACCAAAACACUACCUGAAUUCUA
Pongo pygmaeus (Bornean orangutan) is the source of this 2964-nucleotide messenger RNA. It is a transcript of the gene RGL2, whose product is annotated as ral guanine nucleotide dissociation stimulator like 2. Gene Ontology annotation, biological process: Ras protein signal transduction. Gene Ontology annotation, molecular function: guanyl-nucleotide exchange factor activity. NCBI's taxonomy places the organism in Eukaryota, Metazoa, Chordata, Mammalia, Primates, Hominidae. Bases 183 to 2516 code for a protein of 777 amino acids. The transcript is spliced from 18 exons. The record is from RefSeq and is a predicted model, not a curated record. Gene Ontology annotation, cellular component: plasma membrane.